This is a messenger RNA of Chelmon rostratus (copperband butterflyfish), 3238 nucleotides long. RefSeq names its product methylmalonyl CoA mutase (gene mmut). Lineage: Eukaryota; Metazoa; Chordata; Actinopteri; Chaetodontiformes; Chaetodontidae. The coding region runs from base 134 to 2398 and encodes 754 amino acids. The transcript is spliced from 13 exons. Gene Ontology annotation, cellular component: mitochondrion. Gene Ontology annotation, molecular function: metal ion binding; cobalamin binding; methylmalonyl-CoA mutase activity. The record is from RefSeq and is a predicted model, not a curated record.
CGGACGCAUGCGAUUGGCUUACUGAAUGUUGUGAAACUUCAUUGGACGGACAAACACACGCCUUUGGUGAAUCUGAUAGAGCACAACAGACGACAAGGUGAUCCAUGUGCGUCUGACUGGGGGAACAGUAAGCAUGCUGACUGCACAGAGGGCAUGUGCAGCGAUGGCUGUCCGGCACCUGGUUAGAGCCUCCGUCUCCUCAGCACACACACACCGCUCUCUGCUCCACACUUCCGUACCGUGUCGGGACCAGGUUGAGCUGCUCCCUGAGUGGGCCACUCUGGCUAAGAAGCAGCUGAAGGGGAAGAACCCGGAAGAUCUGAUCUGGCGCACACCUGAGGGAAUCAACAUCAAGCCUGUGUACACCCAAGCAGACUCCGCUGGCAGAGCAGAUGAAUUGCCAGGAGUGUUUCCGUACACCAGGGGGCCCUAUCCCACCAUGUACACAUACAGACCUUGGACUAUCAGGCAGUAUGCUGGCUUUAGCACCGUGGAGGAGAGCAACAAGUUCUAUAAAGACAACAUUAAAGCUGGACAGCAAGGUCUCUCUGUGGCUUUUGACCUCCCGACGCACCGCGGUUAUGACUCCGACAACCCCCGAGUCCACAGCGACGUCGGCAUGGCCGGAGUUGCUAUAGACACAGUCGAAGACAUGAAGAUGCUCUUCGAUGGGAUCCCACUGGAGAAGAUGUCUGUUUCGAUGACAAUGAACGGAGCCGUUAUCCCCGUGCUGGCCAUGUUUAUUGUGACCGGAGAGGAGCAGGGCGUGCCUAAAGCCAAACUAACUGGCACGAUUCAGAACGAUAUUUUGAAGGAGUUUAUGGUCCGCAACACGUAUAUUUUCCCCCCGGAACCUUCCAUGCACGCCAUUGCAGACAUCUUCGCUUAUACCUCCAAGCACAUGCCCAAGUUCAACUCCAUAUCCAUCAGUGGCUACCAUCUUCAGGAGGCUGGAGCUGAUGCCAUCCUGGAAGUAGCCUACACCAUCGCUAACGGCCUGGAGUACUGCCGCACUGGUCUGAAAGCAGGCUUAACCAUCGAUGAAUUCGCCCCAAGGUUGUCAUUCUUCUGGGGUAUCGGGAUGAACUUCUACAUGGAAAUUGCCAAGCUGAGGGCAGCCAGGAGAUUAUGGGCCACGCUCAUUAAAGAGAACUUCCAGCCUAAGAAUGCCAAGUCCCUCCUCCUCCGCACACACUGCCAGACUUCAGGCUGGUCUCUCACAGAACAGGAUCCGUACAACAAUGUGAUCCGUACAGUGAUCGAGGCCAUGGCAGCAGUGUUCGGGGGGACCCAGUCGCUCCACACCAACUCGUUCGACGAAGCUCUGGGCUUGCCCACCGUGAAGAGCGCUCGCAUCGCCAGGAACACCCAGAUCAUCAUUCAGGAAGAGUCGGGCAUCCCCAAAGUGGCCGAUCCCUGGGGGGGCUCGCACAUGAUGGAGGCCCUCACGGACGACGUCUAUAACACAGCUUUGAAGUUCAUUAAAGACAUUGAAGAGAUGGGAGGCAUGGCCAGAGCCGUGGCAGAGGGCAUUCCCAAACUUCGGAUUGAGGAAUGUGCAGCUCGCAGACAGGCCCGCAUCGACUCAGGGUCAGAGGUCAUCGUCGGAGUGAACAAGUACCGUCUGGAAAAAGAGGAGACCGUGGAGGUGCUGGCGAUAGAUAACACUGUUGUCCGUGAGAAACAGAUUGAAAAACUGAAAAAGGUAAGGCAGAGUCGUGACCCCGAGGCAGCGAAGAAGUGCCUGGCAGCCAUCGAGGAGUGUGCCCAGACCAGGGAGGGCAACCUCUUAGCCCUGGCUGUGGAGGCAGCACGAGCCAGAUGUUCGGUUGGUGAAAUAACUGAUGCCAUGAAGAAAGUGUUUGGUGAGCACAAGGCCAGCACCAGGAUGGUGAGCGGUGCUUACCGCAGUGAGUUCGGGGAGCACGAAGAGAUCGCCUUGGCCCACAACAGAGUUGCAGAUUUUAAGAGCCAGGAGGGCAGGAACCCUCGACUGCUCGUGGCAAAGAUGGGGCAGGAUGGUCACGACAGAGGUGCCAAAGUCAUCGCCACAGGGUUUGCUGACCUGGGCUUUGAUGUGGACAUCGGACCACUGUUUCAGACUCCCCUCGAGGUUGCCCAGCAGGCGGUUGACGCAGACGUGCACUGUGUCGGGGUCAGCACGCUUGCCGCAGGACACAAGACCCUGGUCCCAGAGCUCAUCAAGGAGCUACGGAAACUGAACAGGCCAGAUAUCCUGGUCAUCUGUGGAGGGGUCAUCCCACCACAGGACUAUGAGUUCUUGUACCAGAGCGGCGUGUGCGCCAUCUUCGGCCCAGGAACCAGGAUCCCACAAGCUGCAGUGGAGGUUAUUGACAACAUUGAGAAGAGCCUGGAAAACAUCCGUCAGGCCAUGUGAAAAACAAACAACUGAAACUCAAAGAACUGUCUAUUUUUGUUUUAUCCACAACAGAGUCACAAGUGGGAGCCUGUCUGACUUGUUGCAUAAGAUUUAAAAAAGUGAUUCUAAAGAAACUACAGCAGCCCCCAAAAUAAAAAGAAAUCCUGUCACACACCCUUACUUCACCAUUUGAAGUAAUUCAUGCCUUUGUGUGAAUUGCAGUGGUUACAGAGUUAUUCAUAUCCUGUCAAUAUCCUAGAAGUUCCAGGAUGUGGGUGGGAACCCUGACUCUUGGUCAACAUUAUAGAGUUUAAUAAGAAAUACUUUAGACAAAAAUCUGACUAUAUUAAGACUUUUACCCACACUUAACAAACAAUAAAUCACACACUACAUAGUAGAGAUAGAAACUUUGGCUUGAUUUCUUUUUGUCAUCCAAGAUAAAACAGCACUUUGCUUGGGGUGUAACACUUUUGUUGUGAAAUUUGUGUGUAAUAUCAGUUACCUAGCAGGCUGUGGUUAGUGCCAGUGCUGUGCAGAUGUACAGACAUUCACGUUAAAUGAAUCCUCUUAUGAACUAUUACCCCUGCCUUUAAUGUUCGUGAUAUUUCAUCUUGAAAGUGUCCUUCUGUUGGCUUGAUCACUUGCCUCUGCAUAAUUAAACCAACUCCUGCUCAAAGAUAAAACCAUGGAACAGUGAUCGCAAUUUGUGAAGCAGUCGGAAACAGUAUUUUUCUACUUGUGAUUCUGAAUCAGGUUUAAUGCUCUAAAUAAAAUCUGUGAAUUUUGAAAAUUGUGAUCGUGUCUAAAGAUAAUCUGAACUGCAGCACCUGUUUGUGAGAUGUUCAAUCACUUUUGGAA